GCCAUCAUAGACAAAACCGUCAAUCAUUUUGUUCCUCUUCGUCAAUCACAAAGGUAAUCGUGGAAGGGUUGACUUGAAUCUAUCUUGGAAGACAACAUGACGGAGGAGAUGUGUAGUGGCGUGGGUUAGCAAUGUAGCUAUAAGGUCAUAUCUCGGGGUUGGGACGGGGGUAGGAGGGUUGCAGAGGGGUAGUGUAGUGUCCCAUGUGCGUUUCGGCUCAUGGAACAUAGGGACCCUCACAGGUAAGUCAAUUGAGUUGGUGCAAGUUCUCAAGAGGAGAAGGAUGCAGGUGGCGUGCGUGCAAGAAACCAAGUGGGUGGGCACGAAGGCGCGAGAGGUUGAUGGCUUCAAAUUGUGGUAUUCAGGUUCGGCUAGGGGAAGGAAUGGAGUCGGUAUUCUGGUGGCACCGGAGCUACGAGGGUUUGUGGUGGAGGUGAAGAGGAUUAAUGAUCGUCUAAUGUUUAUCAAGUUGGUUUUGGAUGGGUGUGCGAUCAAUGUCGUGAGUGCUUACGCCCCGCAUGUUGGCUUGGCAGACGAAGUUAAGAGAGAGUUUUGGGACGCCUUGGAUGGGGUGGUUGUUGGCUUUCAACUGACUGAGAAAGUCAUCGUUGGAGGCGACUUCAAUGGCCAUAUUGGAGACUCGGCCGAGGGCUUCGAGGACGUGCACGGUGGUUUUGGCUAUGGCAGUAGGAACCCAGCGGGAGUUUCACUCUUGGAGUUUGCCAGAGCAAGUGAUAUAGUGGUUGCUAACUCUUGUUUCCCAAAACGAGACGUUCAUUUGGCUACAUUUGUUAGUGGAGUGGGGACGACUCAGAUCGACUAUCUUCUCCUGUGCAGGUGUCAUCGGGUGCUCUGCAAGGAUGCUAAAGUAGUCCCGAGUGAAAACAUCACUACCCAACACAAGCUUCUGGUGAUGGAUGUCAUGAUUAGAUGGGUGAAACAUAUGAGAGCUUCGAGUGGCAACAUACAAAUCCGGUGGAGGAGACUAAGUGGGGAAAAUAUCUCUGAGUUGAUCACGCGAGUGCAGGAGAAAGGUGCGUGGGAAUCGGACGGAGAGGCUACAGGUAUGUGGACGCGGACUGCUAACUGCAUCAGGGAAAGAGCCAGGGAAGUGUUAGGUGUGAGCUCUGGCUCUGGGAGUAGGCGUCAAGGUGAUUGGUGGUGGAGCGAUUCAGUUCGAAGUAAGGUGGAAGCUAAGAAGGUGGCAUAUUUGAGGUACAUGGGCUGCAAUGUUGAGGAAGAAAGAACAGCGUUACGAGUGGAGUACAAGAAGGCAUGUAAAGAAGCCAAGUUAGAGGUUACGAGGGCAAAGAAUGCCACUUUUGAACGCCCCUACAAGGAUAUUGAGGAGAAAGGUGGUGUUAAUACAUUGUUCCGGCUUGCUAAGAUGCGUGAGAGGAAAGCCCGAGAUCUGGACCACUCCGGGGCGUCUCUGGUGUAUUGUCGACGCAUUUGCCUGGGAGAGGUGGUUCGGGCUCUCCGAGGGAUGCGUAGUGGGAGAGCUUUGGGACUAGAUGAGAUUCCGAUGGAGUUUUGGAAGCAUGCGGGCCGUGGUGCGUGGGUUUGGUUAACCAAACUCUUCAAUGUUAUCUUUCGGACAGCAAGGAUGCCUGAUGAGUGGAGGAAGAGUCUCUUGGUCCCCUUGUUUAAAGGUAAAGGUGACAUUCAGAGCUGCGAGAAUUACAAAGGCAUCAAACUCCUUAGCCACACCAUGAAGGGUGCCAAGGGAGGUCUUAUGGAGGUGCCUAGAGACAAGAUCAGAAGAGUUCCCAUCGCGUACACUCGCGCAAUCAAGGAUAUGUACGAUGGGGCUAUGACUAGGCGCCUUGCCAUUGAGACUAAAGGACUCAGAAUAAGUAGGAACAAGACUGAAUACAUGGAAUGUCGUUUCAGCGGCCGGGAAACAGAAUCAGAAGUGGAAAUUAGGAUUGACUCUCACGUAGUACCUAAGGUAGACAGGUUCCGAUAUCUUGGCUCGGUAAUCCAGGCGGAUGGGGAGUUAGACGGGGAUGUUGGACAUCGUGUUGGACUGGAUUGGGCCAAAUGGCAGUUGGCCUUGAGGGUGUUGUGUGACCCAAAGAUUUCACCCAGGAUGAAAGAUAAGUUCUACCACUCCGUAGUCAGACCUGCUAUGUUAUACGGGGUAGAGUGUUGGACGGGUAAGAAGACUCAUGUGCGUCGUCUGCAUGCGACGGAGAUGCGGAUGUUACGAUGGAUGUGUGGGAAGACAAGGUUGGAUAGGAUUUCGAACGAAGUUAUUCGACGUCAGGUAGGCAUGGCGCUGGUGGAAGAUAAGUUGCGGGAAACGAGAUUGAGAUGGUUUGGGCAUGUGAGACGUCAGGAUGCUGAUGCCCCUGUACGGAGGUGCAAGAGGAUCACGGUUAUCGGGGGAAGUAGGGGAAGGGGUAGACCUAGGAAGAAUUGGAAAGAGGUGAUUAGGCAGGAUUUAGGACUUCUCACCCUGAUUGAGGAUAUGGCUUUAGAUAGGAACCUUUGGCGGACUAGGAUUAAAGUAGCUGGUUAGGAGCGUGGUGCUGCAGAGGUUUUUGUAGUGUGUUGUGUUUGAUUGGAAUCUUCUACUUUUGCUUGCUGGACUUUCAUUUCAUUGUACUUGGUGCUUUAUCCUGUUAUAUCAUGUUACCCUGUUAUAUUGUGUUACCUACCAUAUUUUUGUGCAAGUUGAGCCAGGGUGUCUU
Messenger RNA from Cuscuta campestris, 2696 nucleotides. The record is from the annotation of a GenBank genome assembly. NCBI's taxonomy places the organism in Eukaryota, Viridiplantae, Streptophyta, Magnoliopsida, Solanales, Convolvulaceae.